AUGAGCGACAAGUGCCGUGUCCUUGCAAUUCGUAAGAACCCCGAAGCCCCGCGUCCCUUCUCCUCCCACAUUCCCAGCUGGCAUUCACACGGUAAACAUUCACACAUUCAGGCAUCCACACGUCCAAUUACACCUACACAUUCACACAUCCACACGCCAUAUUACACCUGCACAUUCACACAUCCACACGCCCUAUUACACCUACACAUUCACGCAUCCACACGCCCUAUUACAUCUACACAUUCACGCAUCCACAUGCCCUAUUACACCUACACAUUCACGCAUCCAUACGCCCUAUUACACCUACACAUUACGCCCUAUUACACCUACACAUUCACGCAUCAUACGCCUAUUACACUACACAUUCACGCAUCCACACCUCUAUUACACCUACACAUUCCACAUCCACGCGUACACAUUCACGCAUCCACACGCCCAAUUACACCUACACAUUCACACAUCCACAUGCCCUAUUACUACUACACAUUUACAAAUCCACACGCCCCAUUACACUUACACAUUCAGGCAUCCACACGCCCAAUUACACCUACACAUUCACACAUCCAUGCGCCCAUUUACGCCUACACAUUCAUAGAUCCACACGCCCUAUUACACCUACAUUCACACAACCACACGCCCCAUUACACAUACACAUUUGAGCAUCCACACGCCCAAUUACAUCUACACAUUCAGGCAUCCACACUCCCAAUACACUAUAUAUUCACGUAUCCACACGCCCAUUUACACCUACACAUUCAUAUAUCCACACGCCCUAUUACACCUGCAUAUUCACGCAUCUACACGCCCAAUUACACCUACACAUUCACACAUCCACAUCCCAACCACGCCUACACUUCAUACAUUCACACAUCCACACGCCCAAUUACACCUACACAGUCACACAUCUACACGCCUUAUUACACCUACACAUUCACGCAUCCACACUCCCUAUUACACCUGCACAUUCACACGCCCAAUUACACCUACACAUUUACACAUCUACACGCUAAAUUACACCUACACCUUCAAUUCCUCUUAAAGGCGGUGUUACCCGAGAAACCAGGAGCCUUUCGAUUUCGCAAUAUUUUCAACAUUUGUGUCUAA
Penaeus vannamei (Pacific white shrimp) is the source of this 1104-nucleotide messenger RNA. The record is from RefSeq and is a predicted model, not a curated record. Lineage: Eukaryota; Metazoa; Arthropoda; Malacostraca; Decapoda; Penaeidae.